Molecule: messenger RNA, 3837 nt
Organism: Tachysurus fulvidraco (yellow catfish)
Lineage: Eukaryota; Metazoa; Chordata; Actinopteri; Siluriformes; Bagridae
Gene: pdgfc
Product: platelet derived growth factor c
Exons: 6
Coding region: 320-1591 (423 amino acids)
Biological process (GO): positive regulation of protein autophosphorylation; positive regulation of ERK1 and ERK2 cascade; positive regulation of MAP kinase activity
Cellular component (GO): membrane
Molecular function (GO): platelet-derived growth factor receptor binding; growth factor activity
Source: RefSeq, a predicted model, not a curated record
CCGGUCGACUACAGGCUUUAUGUGCAGCACCUGUUCACUCAGCCCUUCUGCUCACUCUGCACACACUCUUACACACACACACGCACACACACACACUCACACACAGUCUCUCCACACACUCCUCGUAGAUCGCAGAGCAGAGCUUCAAGCAGCAUUUCUCCUCUGGGAAUUCUUCACGCUACAGAAAGUGUUUACUUAAAUCUGGAUUCUUCUUAAGCAUGCCUGUCGUUCACACCGUUCUUCUGGAAGUCUGGAAAGACUGUGAGGAACUUCAGAGAACUUUUCCUGGUGGUUUGCUGGAACUCGGUGUCGACUGUUGAUGGUUCUUGAUCCUCCAGAUUUUUUUGGUUCUGUCCUGGAUUUCGGAGAGAUUUUGCACACUUUGAGAAGACACGUUGUAGAACCUGAGGACUCUGGUGUGAGGAAUCUUCUACAUCACGACUAUGUGGUUUCGACUUCUCCUCGCCUCGUUGUUCCGCGUACGGGAUGUGUGUGUAAGGUACGGGUUCUCCGUGUGCUCAUGCUGAACGGGACUCCAGCGCGUAUCCAGUGCGUAAAGCUGAGCCAAAUGAUUCCUCUUCUUCUCCUCUCUCUUCUGUUGUCUCUUCUUCAUGGGUCGGAGGCAGAAUCCACGCUCCUCGCUAAGCUUCACCACUCCAAUGGAAAAGAGCACAAUGGGGUUCAGGAGUCUCAGCACGAGAAGGUCUUGAUGAUCAGCGGCGACGGCGUCGUCCACAGUCCCGGGUUUCCACACACUUACCCACGCAGCACUGUGAUCGUGUGGAGACUCGUGUCAGCCAGUGAAAACUCCAGGAUACAGCUGACCUUUGACCCCCGCUUUGGCCUGGAGGAUCCUGAGGAUGGCGUGUGCAAGUAUGAUUAUGUGGAAGUGGAGGAACCUGAUGGAGGGAUGGUGUUGGGUCGUUGGUGUGGCUCUCAGUCUGCUCCUGGCCCUCAGACGUCCAAAGGGAACCAGAUACGCAUUCGCUUCAUUUCAGACGAAUACUUUCCCUCAGAGCCAGGUUUCAGCAUCCAUUACUCUGUCCUGCAGCAGAAGCCGUCCGUGCCCGCCGUCGUGCCCGCCGCCGUGCCCUCGGCUCUGCACAGCGUGGAGGCUCUGAGUGAAGCCGUGUCUGAAUUCGGCACAGUGGAGGAGGUCCUGAAAUACCUGGAGCCUGAUCGCUGGCAGCUUGACCUGGAGGAGCUUUACAAGCCGCAUUGGCAAGUCCUGGGCAAGUCCUUCUUCCAUCAGAAAAAAAACAGAGGCGUGGUGGAUCUGAACCUGCUCCGGGAGGAGGUCCGGCUCUACAGCUGCACUCCUCGUAAUUACUCGGUGUCCCUGAGAGAGGAGUUAAAGAGGACAGACGUGAUUUUUUGGCCCAGCUGCCUGCUGGUGAAGCGAUGUGGUGGAAACUGCGCCUGCUGCUCCAACAACUGCUACGACUGUCAGUGCACGCCCACUAAAGUGACCAAAAAAUACCACGAGGUCCUGAUGCUGAAGUUCAGACCGGGUCGAGGCUCGCUCAAGUCGCUGACGGACGUGGCGUUGGAGCAUCACGAGGAGUGCAACUGCGAGUGCAAGAACGACUGAACGAGGAGCUUCAAUGAGGAAAUAUUUAUUCAACGGACUUCUUUGAAUCGAGCGGUCCGGCUAACGAACCCGAGAGAUAAACGUGUUUCAGCUGGACUUGGCUCCUCUACUGGUCAUCUCACAGAUCUGUGGAAAAAAAAUCUUCUCUGGUCCAGAAAUUUUGGGCAGGAUGAUGGAUCAUUUUAACAUUUUCAAUAUGGACAAAACAUUUUGUUAUCCAAAUAUGCUUCCAAUCACGCUCCAGAAAAAAGACGUGAUUAUUUUCUGGUUUCUGUUUUCACCUUCUGACGUUCUUCAUCCUUCUCCAAACCUCACUGGAUUUUUUUUAUGAUGCUUUUGAUACCAUGAACCUCUUCACCGGAGGUCCCUGUGGACCAGAGGACAACCUCCAACUCUUACUAAACGUACAUUUGAAAGAGGAUAGAGGACAGAGAGAGAGGACAGAGAGACAUCUGCGUAUGUCUUCUUUCGAACAUGUUUGGCUCUGUAUGAAUGAUGAGAGCGUCUCUUUCAUCAGCGUUCUCCUGAACACGAGGCUAGGAGAACGUUCCGGGAAACGUUUUUUUUUUUCAGUGUCCUCUCUACUAGAUUCAACCGUCAGUCUUCUGGUGAUGGGGUUGGAGAUGAGCGAGGAGGUGUGAGCGAGCUCGUUUUGUAGAUCGAUGUAAAAAGCCUUUCAUCUUCUGGUUUUCUUGAGUUUUGUAUCUUUAUUUUUAUCCAUGGUGUGUUUUGUAUGCAGCUCGUACCGUCUCACCGUCUUACACACGUUUCUCUGUAUUAAAGGGUUCAUCAGUCCAUCAGCAAAACCCACAUUGUUCAAGAGCUCUCGUAGGAUCGUGUUCACAAGAUAUAUGUAGAGACAAAUAAUGUUCUUUUAAUCAUUUUGUUUGAUUUUUACUUCCCUUUUAAAUCCUAAAAUGGAGAGUAUUUUGGGUGAAAUUGAGAGUAAAGGCAACAAAAAAGUUAAUUAACUGUUGAUUUUAACCCCCAAGCCCCACCCCCUAAAACACCCCUCACACAAAGCUCCAAACCCAAAUAUAACUCCAUCCAUCAUGCAGAGGUCUGCCCCUUACACAGAGCUCCGCCCCUUUAGGCAAAGCCCCACCCACACAUGAUGCUCUUGUAUAAAAAGUGGAGGUGCUGAUUCAGUGCUCUAAAGAGUUCAUUUAGCACUGUAGGUUUUGCUGUAUACAGGUACAGACAAGUAUAGAAUGGUAUAUACUGGUAUAAACUGGUAAAGACAGGUCUAAACCGGUAUAGACUGGUAUAAACUGGUAUAUACUGGUAUAAACUGGUAAAAACAGGUCUGAAUCGGUAUAGACAGGUAUAGACUGGUAUAAACUGGUAUAUACAGCUAUAAACUGGUAUAUACAGGUCUAAACCGGUAUAGACAGGUAUAAACUGGUAAAGACAGGUCUAAACCGGUAUAGACAGGUAUAAACUGGUAUAUACUGGUAUAAACUGCUAAAGACAGGUCUGAACCGGUAUAGACAGGUAUAGACUGGUAUAAACUGGUAUAUACAGGUAUAAACCGGUAUAGACAGGUAUGAACUGGUAAAGACAGGUCUAAACUGGUAUAAACCGGUAUAGACAGGUAUAAACCGGUAUAGACAGGUAUAAACCAGUAUAGACAGGUAUAAACUGGUAUAGACAGGUAUAAACCGGUAUAGACAGGUAUAAACCAGUAUAGACAGGUAUAAACUGGUAUAGACAGGUAUAAACCGGUAUAGACAGGUAUGAACUGUAGAAACAGGGAUAGACACAAAAUAAAUAUUGCCUAAAAGUAAAGUGGUUGAAAGUAAAGUUGACUUCAUGCGGUUUCUUCAUUCGUAUCUCCAUGUCCUGGACUUUUACACACCGAUCAUCACAUCAGAUUAUUCUGUUCAUCCAUCCGUUUUUUUUUACUGGAAGUUUGAUUAUUUCUAAUUAAUCGGCCUGUUAGACGUGUCCUCGUUGUAUAUGUGCAUUCUAACAGCUGUCUUCUGUGUAUUUUAUUUAACUCCAUGUGCAAAAUGGUUAAAAACUGACAGACUGGAUUUGAUGCUUCUCAUUGCAAUGGCGUGUGUGUGUGUGUGUGUGUGUGUGUGUGUGUGUGUGUGUGUGUGUGUGUGUGUGUGUGUGUGUGUGUGUGUGUGUGUGUGUGUGUGUGUGUGAGUGUGUGCGUGUGUGAGAUUAAUGUUUUUCUCCUGAAAUUUCUCUGUAUUGUUCUUUGACCCAUAAACCAUUAAACCCACAUUCAGACUUCA